Molecule: messenger RNA, 1340 nt
Organism: Chlamydomonas reinhardtii
Lineage: Eukaryota; Viridiplantae; Chlorophyta; Chlorophyceae; Chlamydomonadales; Chlamydomonadaceae
Exons: 7
Coding region: 119-880 (253 amino acids)
Biological process (GO): fatty acid elongation; very long-chain fatty acid biosynthetic process; sphingolipid biosynthetic process
Cellular component (GO): endoplasmic reticulum membrane
Molecular function (GO): 3-hydroxyacyl-CoA dehydratase activity
Source: RefSeq, a predicted model, not a curated record
GAUUCAAAGGAAGACGUAGCGGAAGACGAUACUCGUGGAAAGGGCUGGGCCAACUGUCGCUUGCACGCAAUAUUAAACUUGGCAGGCUAUUUUUGGGCUUGUUGGCGCCUGUGUAACCAUGGGGAACCCCUACCUGCUCCUCUACAAUGCGGCGCUUGUACUAGGAUGGGGCUACUGCCUGUACCUCACCAUAGACACGAUGCUGUUGAAGAAGGGCACCACCGCCGACCUGUGGCAGGUGGUUGAGCUGCCGUUAAAGGUGUCGCAGACGGCGGCGCUGCUGGAGGUGGUGCAUAGCGCCAUCGGGCUGGUGCGCUCACCGGUCAUGAUCACAGCCAUGCAGGUGGCCUCUCGCAUCUGGGUGCUGUGGGGCAUCAUCAACCCUGAGCCCGUGCUGGCCGCCGGCGGCGCCGUGCACCUGGCCCAGCCGCUGCCGGGCGUGUCGCUGCCGGGGGUGCCGGCCGAGGUGGGCGGCAUGCCGCUGGCCCUGAACCUGGCCACGCUGCUGACGGCCUGGUCCAUCACUGAGGUGGUGCGGUACAGCUUCUUUGCGGUCAAGGAGCUGGCCGGCACGGUGCCGUACCCGCUGCUGUGGCUGCGCUACAGCACCUUCCUGCCGCUGUACCCGCUGGGCGUGGCGAGCGAGCUGGCCAUGGUGCGGCUGGCGCUGCCGGCCAUCUGGGCGCGGCACCUGUGGAGCAUCGACCUGCCCAACUCCUUCAACUGGGCCUUCGACUACCCCAUCCUCUGCGGCCUCAUCGUGCUGUCGUACCUGCCGGGGCUGCCGCAGCUGUACCUGUACAUGCUGGCUCAGCGCAGCAAGGUGCUGUCGGGCGGCGCCAAGCCCAGCAGCAGCGCCGGCAAGGCGAAGCGCAGCUAGGCUGGAGCAUGGAGGCUAGCAGCCUAGGAUCAUGGCGAACAACGCGGUCCAGAGUUGUGUGGCUCAGCUGAAGACAGGCUGUGCUCAGAGUGAAGCGCGGGUGGGAAGGAGCAUGUUGUGGCCCUGUCAAGCAGGGAGUGUGUGUGCUUGUGGGGUGCGGGUUGAGGCGAUGUGGACAUUGCUCGUUGACAGCUGUGCACAGUCCCACCAAGGGCCCCCUGCCUGGUCUAGACCCCAGCUGUUUAACAGUGCGAUGGGCGUUGAUCUCGCGCGGGGGGCGCAACUGUGUGGGGCGGAUCAGAGGCAGGUGCGGCGUUGCCCCGUUGGCUGUGGAUUGCGUUGCGACCGACAGUUUCAGAACGACUAGUUGGGAUUUGGAAGGAGCAGGGCACUGCCGCAUUCCAAACAUUGAGGCCGUGAGACAAACAAACCGUGACGUCGUGUGUAACACGCAUGAUAC